This is a messenger RNA of Xenopus tropicalis (tropical clawed frog), 3512 nucleotides long. RefSeq names its product transcription factor AP-2 gamma (gene tfap2c). NCBI's taxonomy places the organism in Eukaryota, Metazoa, Chordata, Amphibia, Anura, Pipidae. Gene Ontology annotation, molecular function: DNA-binding transcription factor activity. The record is from RefSeq and is a predicted model, not a curated record. Bases 162 to 1496 code for a protein of 444 amino acids. Gene Ontology annotation, cellular component: nucleus. Gene Ontology annotation, biological process: regulation of DNA-templated transcription. The transcript has 7 exons.
UUUAGGGAGAAGGGAGAUCAGUGGCAAAUCCUCAGUCAGGGAUCAGAGCUGUGAGAGUCUCCAUGUCUGACAGCUGAGAGGUCUGAGGGGAAUUUCUACACAGUGAACUUGGAUUUAUCAUUGGAUAUUGGUGCAUUGGGGCUGGUUGGACUGCGGGCAGGAUGCUGUGGAAGCUGGCAGAUAAUGUUAAAUAUGAAGAUGAAUGCGAGGACAGACACGAUGGAUCGAGCAAUGGGAACCCCAGGUUGCCCCAUUUGUCGGCCGUGAGUCAGCACCUGUAUAGCCCUGCUCCCCCUCUGUCACAUUCAGGGGCAUCAGACUUCCAACCUCCAUAUUUCCCACCUCCAUACCAGCCUCUGCCAUACUCUCAGUCUACCGACCCCUAUUCCCACCUCGGCGACCCCUUCUCUUCCAUUAACGCUAUCCACAACCAGACCACUAACCAACAGCAGGGAUGGCCCAGCCGACAGAACCAAGACCACUCUGGGAUUUCCCAUCACUCCCGACCCGGCCUUGUCCACCACAUACCUUCCCUGGAUACCGGGAUCGGCAGAUCUGCCAGAGACUCCUACAGACGGCCCGACAUUCUUCUGCAACAUGGACAUGGCUUGGACCCUUCCAAUCUGGCCGAUAACCUGGGAUUGGCAGACAUUGGCCAACAGAUGGACGAGGUUGUGUCGAUGGAAGAACAAAACAUGAUAAUGCACGACCAGACAGUCAUUAAAAAAGGUCCAAUCUCUAUCGGCAAAAACAAUGGGCUCAGCAUGCCCUAUCAAAAGGACGCGCUACUGGGGAUGGUCAUUAACCCGAAUGAAGUCUUCUGCUCGGUGCCGGGGAGACUUUCCCUCCUCAGUUCCACCUCGAAAUACAAAGUGACGGUGGCAGAGGUUCAGCGACGGCUCUCGCCACCAGAGUGCCUGAAUGCGUCUUUGCUUGGAGGAGUCCUGAGAAGGGCAAAGUCGAAAAAUGGUGGGCGGUCCUUACGGGAAAAACUCGAGAAAAUCGGUCUGAACCUCCCGGCUGGCAGAAGGAAAGCGGCAAACGUCACGCUCCUGACUUCACUUGUGGAAGGGGAAGCGAUACAUUUGGCUCGUGACUUUGGCUACGUAUGUGAGACGGAAUUCCCCUCGAAAGCCGUGGCAGAGUAUUUAAAUCGGCCGCACAUGGAACGAAAUGAGAUGGCGAAUCGCAAGAACAUGCUUCUCGCAGCAAAGCAAAUCUGCAAAGAAUUCACCGACCUUCUGACACAGGACAGGACUCCUAUCGGCAACGGCAGACCCAGCCCCAUCCUUGAACCCGGCAUCCAAGGGUGCUUGACGCAUUUUAGCCUCAUAACGCACGGUUUUGGAAGCGCCGCCAUCUGCGCCGCCAUGACCUCUGUACAAAACUACCUGAACGAGGCGUUAAAGAUCGCAGACAAAAUGUACAUGAACACUGGCGACCAAAGUCCUGGCGAAAGCAAAAACCUGGAUAAGAUGGACAAGCACAGAAAAUGAGAACUUUGGUUUUACCACCUCCAUUUUUAUUUUUUAAACAAAUUAGGCUGGAACAGUUCUUCCCUGACACCAGAACCACAGGACUUGGAUCCUACAGAAUUCUCCAUGUUUGUCCUACUAUGGCCCCAGGCUAGUCUGUCCCAUCACUGCCACAUACUCUUGUAGAGAAAGGACUCGUCUGCUUUUGGAAUUUGGAUCCUUAGACCCCCACGUUGGGGCAAAGCCGCCAUUUUCUACACAUUUCAUCUUCAGAAUUCUCCCAUAAUAUCCGUGACCACAGGGAAUCCAGUGACUUCAUGAUCAUGUUCCAGUCUUUUCCUGAUAAAAAAAAGCUACUUUUUUUGUUUAUUGGGUGCGUGCCAGUGUAUGGUGGGAGCAUCUCCAGUGGAUGCGCGAGAGUGCGAGUGUGAGUGUGUUACCAUUAACUGUCAUUUUAUGACUGCUGUUUUUAGCAGCUUUUUUUAAUUUUUAAAAAAAAAAAAAAAUCUUAUCACCAGAUUUUUUUUUAACAUAUGAAAUAUACGAUUUGUUUUAACGAGAUUUUUUUAAAAAAAAAUCUUUUAUUUUUGGCCUCUCUAAGAACGCUCCUUUCCUCCGUCUAGAUCAGGGGUCCCCCAACCUUUUUGGGCAAAUGAUUUAAAUGUAAAACGAGUUGGGGAGCAACACUGGCAUUCAAAAAAAAAAAAAGUGCCAGGGCUGUGAUUGGCUAUUAGGUAGCCCCUUAUGUGGACUGGCAGCCAAUGGGAGAUUCUGAUUGGUAGUAUAUCUGCUUUUAUGCAACCAAAACUAAGCCCCUACUUUGAGCAGGGUCGGACUUGGGGGGUGCAGGGCCCACCAGGGCUACCGCCCCAGUAGCCCCGCACCCCCCAAGGUGCCCCUGCCAGCCACAUCCCCCCCCGACACGCCCCCCUAAAUCCCCCGCAGGGGCCCCCUCCCAACAUCCUCCCCUGAGUGCACAUAAGUGAAACGCGUCAGGGGAGGACACCGGCAGCAACAGGCAUUGGGUCUGGGCCACCGGAGCCCACUAGGGUCCUGGCGGCCCAGUCCGACCCUGACUUUGAGGCAACUGGAGCAACCUCCAAGGGGUUGGUGGGUAACGUUGCUUGGGGGGGAGCCACUGUUUGGGGUCACCUGAGUGCACAUAAGUGAAAUGUGCCAGGGGAGCGGCAAGAGGCAUUGGGUCUGGACCGCCGAGGCCCACUAGGGUCCCAGGGGCCCAGUCCAACCCUGACUUUGAGGCAACUGGAGCAACCUCCAAGAGGUUGGUGGGUAACGUUGCUUGGGGGGAGCCACUGGUUGGGGAUCACUGAUCUAGAUCAUGGAUUCCAUUUUGUCCAACCGUUGUUCAGAGGCACUUGGAGAAACAUUUUUACAAGGACAAAGGAGUCUUUGAUCAGAACUUCUGUUCUUCAUAGGAUGUUCCCUACAGACCUGUUUUAGACCUCUUCUCAAUGUAUAACGUCGCCCUACGAGACUUUUCACCCUACUUGAUAUUUGGCCCCCUAAAUUUUUGAUGUAGAAAAAACAAAAAACAAACUGUUAAAGUUCUGUGUUUUAACUCCUUCAUUGCACAAAGGGACUCCGUACAACCCAAGUUCUGUACUCGUGAGUGUUUAAGGUCCAGAGAUAAAGGGAAAGCUAUUCCAUUUUUUUUGUUUCGAAAUGUACAUAAUUUUUUUUAUUUAUAUGUAAUUUAACGCGUUUUGUACAUAAGGGUGAUACAUUGAAAAAGCGGGAUAAUGGGGAGUUUUUUUUUUUUUUUUUCCCCAAACAGUCUUGUACGCCCAGAUAAAAGUAGGAUAUUUAAUUAAAAGGCAAAAAAAAAAAAAACCAACCUCCUAACCAUGACGAAAAUGUAUAAAUCCUAUAGGAGGAGACUGCAGUUUUAGAUACUAAUUGAUGUAAUCCACCUUUGUGGUUUUUCACUCUUCUACACUUUUUUUUUUUGUAAAAAUUUCCCCCCAUAUAAAACAGUUUAUUAUAAACCUGUAAUAAAUGCUAUUCUAUGCAGAAAAA